GGCGCGCCCCGGGCAUGGCGGCGGCGGAGCCCGGGAUGAAGCAGUUCAAUGGCGGCGGCGGCGCCGCGCCGGACGCGGAGCGCGGCCGCUUCCCGCACUGCGUGGUGUGGACCCCGAUCCCCGUGCUGACGUGGCUGUUCCCCAUCAUUGGCCACAUGGGCAUCUGCACCUCGGCCGGCGUCAUCCGCGACUUCGCGGGGCCCUACUUCGUGUCUGAAGACAACAUGGCGUUUGGGAAACCUGUGAAGUACUGGAAGCUGGAUCCCAGCAAGGUUUAUGCCACUGGUCCCAACGCGUGGGACACGGCCGUGCACGACGCCUCCGAGGAGUACAAGCACCGCAUGCACAACCUCUGCUGUGACAACUGCCAUUCCCACGUGGCCCUGGCCUUAAACUUGAUGAGAUACGAUAACAGCACCUCCUGGAACAUGGUGAAACUGUGCUUCUUCACACUCCUCUAUGGGAAAUACGUCAGCAUAGGGGGGUUUGUGAAGACCUGGCUGCCCUUUGUGCUGUUCCUGGGGGUGAUUGUGACCGUGGUUCUCACCCUGCACCUGCGGUGAUGGCAGCCCUGACCCCCCGUUCCUGAGCACACAAAGGAAGAAACUGUGACUGAUCCAGCAGGAUGGAGGCCUGGGGCUCUGGGAGCCUUUUCCAGGGAAGGUGGCAGCCCCACUCCAUCGUGACAGCUCAUCUUCGUCUCCUGGAGCUGGCUUCUUUUCCUCCUGUUUCUGUUCUCUCGAUGGUGUCUCCCCGUGUCAGGGGUCUGGAAGCUUCUGCCCUCUCCCUCUCUGCAGCUGGGGAGGUGGGAGUGGGACCAGGGAAGGAGAGGGGUGGGCACCUUGCUUUCAGUGCCAAGAAAAGCCUCAGGGCAGGCUCUGCCUCCUGCAGAUGCACCCUGGGAGGGUCUCUCUGAUCCCCUGCUUUCCUCCCCCUCCUCACCAGAUGCUUCCUCAGUUCCUGGGUCUGCAGUUGGGAGUUGCUGUUUUCCCUGUGGCACAGCUCUGCAGCAGCGCACAUUCCAGAGGGGAGGUGUGGGGUGCCCAGCACUCAGGGAUGGCCCCAGCAGUGAGGUGAGGUGGGGCCCUGCUGAGGGAUGCCCCAUGGCAGGGCAGCUCCCCUGGCCCUGCUGGUGAGCCUGGACAGGCAGGAGAGCUGAAGGGCUGCCUGGGAACAGCUCGUGGCAGGGUGCACCCCUCAGGAGCCUGCUGCAGCUUGGGGAGGCAGCCCUUGGUCCCUUUCAGCUUGUGCCAGAGAAAACAUCACUCCCCUGCUUCUCCUUGGGCUCUCUGCUGCUGAAUCUGGCGCUGCAAUCCUCACAAGCACUCGUUUCCCUUUGAUCCCCGAGCUCCCAGCAGGCAGCAGCUGGGGCAGGGAGCUGAGCCUGGGGCUGGAGGAGCUCUGUGGGAGCAGCACCUGAGCCUGGAGCUGCCUGGCUGGGCAGCAGCAAACUGGGGCAGAGGCUUCUCCUGGCUGGUGGCUGGGGAAUGGUUCAGGGAGCUUUGGGGAGCACAGCUGGGCACGGGGGCUGUGCAGGGAUUGGUGUGGGGAGCACAGCUUGGACAGGAUGGGCUAUGGGGGGCUGUCCCUGAGUGCCAGGCAGGAAGGGAGUUUGGAUGUGCCCUGGAACCCCUUGUGCAGCUGGGUCUGCUCUGCAGGUGCUGGUUUUGGAGGGCUCUGAGCCAGGGCAGUUUUAAGGCCAGCCUGUCAUGUGCAGCUGAGCAGGUCCCUGCUGGCUGCAGAGGGGCAGAAAGCUUUUCCCUCACACCUUUACCCCAGUACCUGAGGGUUCCAAGGAAUGCAUUUCAGGGAGUGCUUGUGGCCAGCAGGAAAGCUUUCCUGGGGUCCCUGCCGUGGCUGCAGCUUCCUCUGGCUGCAGAGCCCACUCACUCACUGUCAGCCCGCUGGUUCUCAGACCCCUCCCCAUGUGCCAUUCCCCGACUCCUCCAGCCUUGUGGGAGGGUUGGAGCCUCCUCAAGCUCGUUUCUGUGCUUUUCCCUUUUCCUCGGUCACUUUUAAACCACCCCUCACACCUCCUGCUCAUUACUGUCCCUCUGUCACCCCGUCGUGGCCUUGCCCCCCAGCCUGGAGCUGCUCUGUGCAGUCCCUCCCUUCCCCUCCGUGCUCGGAGCAGGGAUGGAGGCGCUGGGGCACUGAAAUCCCGAUCAGAGAGAAUGGGGAUGAAAGCACGGAGCGCUCAGGGAGCGCUGCCCAGGGCUGGGAGAGGGCAGAGCUUUCCCUUGUGCUGAUUUCAGAGCGAUUCCUUGGAGUGCCGGCCCCGGGGCCGGAGCCACCCUCAGCAAUAACCCCGAGCCCUCCCGUCCGUGUUUUAUCCACGAGCUCUGCGAGAAUUGCCAAAGCUGAGACUUGGGGGUGUCGGGGGGCCCCUGGAGUUCCAAAACCCCACUGUGAAAUUCCCUCUCGUUUGCUCCCGACGCUUUUUACCAGAGCGGAGUUUGGAAUGGCGAGGGCGAGCCCCCAUCCCUCAUCCUUUGUUCCCUUCAUCUCUGCGGGGCGCUGGAUUUCUUUGUAAAUAUUUAAACUCUGCUUCUGUGGUUUCAUAAUCCCGACGGCAGGGAAAUAAACUGAUUUCUGUGGA
Molecule: messenger RNA, 2599 nt
Organism: Zonotrichia leucophrys gambelii
Lineage: Eukaryota; Metazoa; Chordata; Aves; Passeriformes; Passerellidae
Gene: TMEM222
Product: transmembrane protein 222
Exons: 6
Coding region: 15-563 (182 amino acids)
Source: RefSeq, a predicted model, not a curated record